Molecule: messenger RNA, 1033 nt
Organism: Vitis riparia (riverbank grape)
Lineage: Eukaryota; Viridiplantae; Streptophyta; Magnoliopsida; Vitales; Vitaceae
Product: protein TONNEAU 1a-like
Exons: 8
Coding region: 30-827 (265 amino acids)
Molecular function (GO): protein binding
Source: RefSeq, a predicted model, not a curated record
AAGCAGAGACGCUCAAAGCUGUUGCAGAGAUGGACGACUACACUCGAGAGAUGAUGGACCUCAAGACCCUUGUCACUCGAACCCUAGAGAAGAAAGGCGUCCUCGCCAAGAUCCGGGCUGAACUGCGAGCAAGUGUGUUUGAGGCAAUAGAAGAGGAGGAUCGGGCUGUAGAGAAGGAAGAAAGUCUGCCUCCUGCAUUAUUGGGUAGCUGCAAUGACAGGGCAAAACAACUUCAUGCUUCUCCUUCAGGAAGGUUGCUAGCUGCACUAAUAUGUGAAUACUUGGACUGGGCACAAUUGAACCACACAUCAAAAGUUUAUAUUCCGGAAUGUAAUUUGCAAAAGGAUUUCUGGAAAGCUGAAUUGAAGGAAUUUAGUAGCAAGAAUGGAUAUGAUCUUAACCGGAAUGGAGAAAGUUGUCCUUUACUUUUGGAUGUCCUUGAAGGAUUCUUAAAGUUCGAGAAUUUGUCCCAAGCAAGAGGUCCUGGAAGGAGACUACCUACUUCAGAACCGGACUCUUUAUCUGGCUUGGAGCCCCGGAACAUGAGGAGGCCUUCGUCAUCGUCUGUUGCUGGAGGUUUACCUCCAUUGGGAAGGCCGGUUCCAGUUUCCCAGGCAUCUGAUAGGAGAGCUGGGUCUUCCAUGUCUGGUUACAGAAAAGAGGAUUACAAUUGGAGGUAUGACAGUGAUGAGCCAGAGGAUGUAAUACGAACUUCAACUGCUUUGGAGAAUCUUCAAUUGGAUAGAAAAGCUCGGAAUCUGACUACAUCUUGGCGGCAUGCUGGAGAUGGAAUCUCGGAGGACGAUGGUAGGGCGGACCAUAUGUAGCUCCAUGGCAUACCCUGUAUCACCUAACAUGCAGUAGUAUUUCCCAUGUAUUUUUUAUCUUUCAUCCAUCAGUGAUUUUUGAUGAGGCUAGUGAUGUUAUGUAAGAUUAUAUAUAUUAUAUCUACAGCUUUGUGGUUUUAGUAAUUGUUUGAGUUUUCUUUGCCCUGAUCUGUUUCUGAAAUAUCAAUCAAUUUGGCUUCUUCUUA